UGGCUGGGUGCGUGGUUGGGAAGGGGAGGAAGGGGUAAGGGUCGGGUCUUAGCGUGGGCAUUAUUCAUUCGCUAAUCUGGCUGUCUGAAACGUUGGCCGGGGAAGUUUUGAAGCCAGUGAGGGGCUGCGGCGAGGCGAGGAGGAGGAGGAGGAGGAGGAGGAGGCAUGACGCAGGCGCUGACGGGGGCACCUCUGGGAUAGUCAUAGUACCCCCUCUCACCGCAUCCUCUCCCAUCCUCUUCCUCUCCCCACCACCACCACCACCCUUCCUCUCCCUUCUUCCACCACCAUCACCGCCUCUCAGUCUCACCACCUCGGGGCUGUCGGGCGGUCAAGGAUCCCACUCUCUCAGUCACCCGCUGCCGCCCGUCCCGAGAAGACCUUCGCCCCUCGUGCCUCUCAGCGCCACGAGGGAAGAGAGACAGGGAAGCCGGUGCUGUGGUCCCUCAGUAUAGGUCCCAGGGGCGUGAACAUCCGGAAGGGACACCGACCGAGCACUCCCCAAGCUAGAAUAUCGGUUUUAUGCAUCCUUUUCGCUUGUACUGACUGGUUUAAACGCGUAAUUAUUCGCUGUUUAUUGCUUCACCGACUCGUGUUAAAUUCGAGGGUAUCCGGGUAUGAUAUAGUUGUCGGGUGUGUUUGUAAAGUUCCGCUCAGUUUCACGUUUCGCCGGGCAGUGCAGGCAGAGAGAGGCGUUGACUGUCCGUGUUUAGCGCCCCGUCCGUCCGUUCGCCUGUCUGUCUGUCCGUGAUGUCCCCGCCGGGUUCAACAAACGACUCAACCGCGGGGGAGACUUAGUGACUCGGCGUGACUCGGAGUGACUAGGAGUGACUCAGAGUAACACGUGCAUGAAGGCAGAUCACGAGGGACUCACACGACGCCCUCCUUACUGUCUGUGGGCCGCCCGUGUGUGAGUGUGUGAGGGCGGCAAGUGAGUGAGUGAGUGGGUGAGGGAGUCCUGGUGCUGUCAUGACCCUCCCCCACCCUCACUCCCCCGCCCCCCGGCCUCCUCCCCCUCGCCCCCUCCUGCCCCCCGUGGUGACCUGCCUGCUGGUGCUGCUCCUGUGUGCCGUCUCCCCCGUGACAGGCGGCAUGGAGGAGACUACUGAAGGAGGAGGAGGAGGAGGAGGAGGAGGAAGAACAAACAACGAAGACGGAGGAGGCGAGGUAGCGGUGGUGGUGUCAAGAUCUGAGCGUCAGGUGUUGCCGCGCGAGGACCUGGGCGCGGGGGAGAGAGAGGAGCCGCGCAUCACCUGGGGCCACGCCAACACCAACACGGCCUUCUUCAGGGAGGACGCGCCCACCAACGUGACAGCCAUCGUGGGGCACAAGGCGUCGCUGCCCUGCCAUGUGGUCAACCUCGGCAAGAAGGAGGUGUCGUGGAUCAGACAGCGCGACCUGCACAUACUGACCGUGGGAAUCUACACUUACACCAGCGACGACAGGUUCAAGGUGUACCAUCCCGAGAAGAGUGAUCAGUGGUACCUGGAGAUCAGUUCCGUCACCUUCCGGGAUGCUGGGGUGUACGAGUGCCAGGUGUCCGCCAGCCCCAAGAUCUCCCUGCCCAUCAUGCUCUCCGUGGAAGUGCAGCAGGCGCGGAUCGAGGGCCCAGCGGAGGUGUACAUCCAGAAGGGCUCGACCAUCCGCCUCACCUGCCGCGUCAACACCCACUCGGAGAACGUGGGCGCCGUUACCUGGUUCCGGGACACCCACAGACUUGACUAUGACUCCCCCAGGAGAGACUCCUCCCGCACCACGUCUAAGCUCUUCAUCACCCGGGCCAUGCGGACAGACGUGGGGAACUACACCUGCGUCCCACAGUUUGCGGACGCCGCUUCGGUACAGGUCCACGUGGUCAACGGAGAGGAGUCAGCUGCUGUCCACACCGCCGGCAGCCCCUCAGCACGCAGCGACGGGCGUGCUGUGUGCGUGCUGCUGAUGCUGGCGAUGAUGCUGAGCCGGCGGUGACAUUCUUUGGGGAUCUUGGACGAGGAACAUCUGAGAAGGAGGUGAAAGAAGAGGAAGAGGAAGAACGCUACUCCAUUACUCUAUUUCAUCACCACCACCACCACCACUAACACCACCACCACUAACACCACCACCACCACUACCACCACCACCACCACUGCUACCACUAAUAUCACCACCAACACCACCAGAACCAUCACCACCAUUGCUUUCAUUACCACCACCACCAUCACCACCACCACCACCACCACUUCCACCACUGCUACCACUAAUAUCACCACCAACACCACCAGAACCAUCACCACCAUCACCACCACCACUGCCGAUGCCUCCAACUCAACAACAACAAUAACAACAACAACAACAACAACAACAACAACAACAAAACCACGAACAGCGACAAACAACGACGAAGGGAAAAAAAAGAUGAAAAAAAAAAAAAAAAAAAAUCCUUGGUGAUGAUCGAAAAAAAAAUCUCAUUGCAAACAUCACCUUUUUUUUUUGUUUCUAUCAUCAUCAUCGUCAUCAUCAUCAUCAUCCUUAUUAUUCUCUUCGCUGAUGUUUCUUUCCUUUUUUAUUUUCUUUUGCUUUAACCCACACACGAACGCACUACGCCACUGCCAUUCUUUUUCCUUUUCUCUCUUUUUUUUUUUGCAUUUUCUUUCUAGCAAAUUUAAAGAAACGAUAUCAUAUGCUACAGCUACCACCAACACAGCUACUACUACUACUACUACUACUACUACUACUACUACUACUACUACUUCUACUACCAAACGCUUUUAACCCUACCAAUUCUGCACUACUACCACCACUUCUACUACUACUACUACAAUUUCUACUACUACUACUGCUACUACUACUUCUACUACUACCACUACUACUACUACUACUACUACCACUACCACUACUACUACUACUACUACUACUACUACCACUACUACUACCACUACUACCUCUACCACUACUAAGGCCGCGGUCGUCCCAGCAUCAACAAUUCAUGGCCGCCUUCCCCUCUAACCCUAUUACUUGUUACAAUCACCUCAAUCACCUCACGCUAUUUUUCACCAUUACCGUCACCUCAUAAUUUUCACCUCCCACCGUCAGCACCUUAUGUUCUCUCUCUCUCUCUCUCUCUCUCUGUCUCUGUCUCUGUCUCUCUCUCUCUCUCUCUCUCUCUCUCUCUCUCUCUCUCUCUCUCUCUCUCUCUCUCUCUCUCUCUCUCUCUCUCUCUCUCUCUCUCUCUCUCUCUCUCUCUCUCUCUCUCUCUCUGUCUCUCUCUCUCUCUCUCUCUCUCUCUCUCUCUCUCUCUCUCUCUCUCUCUCUCUCUCUCUCUCUCUCUCUCUCUCUCUCUCUCUCUCUCUCUCUCUCUCUCCGCUUUAAUCACCCGCCACCGCCGUCACGUCCUCAGCCUCACCUCCUCCUCCUCUCUCUUCUCCUC
This is a messenger RNA of Eriocheir sinensis (Chinese mitten crab), 3406 nucleotides long. Its product is annotated as kin of IRRE-like protein 1. Gene Ontology annotation, cellular component: neuron projection membrane. Gene Ontology annotation, biological process: synapse organization. The transcript has 8 exons. Lineage: Eukaryota; Metazoa; Arthropoda; Malacostraca; Decapoda; Varunidae. The record is from RefSeq and is a predicted model, not a curated record. Bases 970 to 1968 code for a protein of 332 amino acids.